UUUCCUUCUUUAUGUCCAUCCUUACAUUUUCCUCCCUUUUGUUCAUUGUUUCUGUCCUUACUCCCUUCAUGUUUUCUCUUGUUGUUCACUUUAUCAUUUCCUCUUUCCAAUUUCCUUCCUUCUAUGUGUCCCUUCAUGAUCCUUUUCCUUCUUUCUUUUCCGUUUUGUCCUCUUUUUCACCACCUUUCUUCCUUCCCGUCUCUUUUUUUUCAGAUGUCAUAUGAUAGUGAAUUUUGUAUUUUGAAUGUAAAGCACUGAAAACUGGAGUUGGAGUUGAGUCUGGAAACGUCUGGCAUUUUUACAGAGAUGAAUGUGGAUGACCUUUCUCUGUCGCUUGGCCACUGGGUGGCAGCAGUGAGUUGUUGAUGAACUUUCAGUUUAUUUUGAAGGGGACUCACUCAGUUACACAUCCAAUGUGCGGCUUCAGGUACAACUUAUCUAACAAUGUCAUCUCAUCAUCAUUUAUCCAUUAGAUUUAAACGAAACCAUUUACGGUUUUUUUUUUUGUUUUGUUUGUUGUUUUGUUUUUUUAUGCUUAUGGAGAAGAUUAUUUGCGCUCGUUUGCGCGCAAGCCUGAUGGUUCCAGCCUGCAUGCUGCUCACCAAUGAGCAUCUAACCCCACCCAUAGUCUAAAACAGAGAGAGAGGGGGAGAGAGAGAGACGGUGGGUGGAACUGUCCUGUCAUCAGGAGCCGCAGGGUGUCAUAUUAAACGAUUGUGCGUCUUGAAGAGGAGAUGAGAAGUUGGGAUGGCAGCACUCCAAGCUGCGGCUCUGUUUGGGAAUAAACGUUCAGGCGUUUAAAUUAAACCUCCCCUCCCCAGAUGCUGACAGUAUGAGUGAAGUCAAUGAGAGCGUCUUUCUGAACAGGUCACUGAGGCCGGACCUCUUCAGCAACCUGGAGGACAUCGACGUGACGGCUGACGGAAGUCCGGUCCUCAGAUUCCUCAUCUGCCUCGUCUACUCCGUGGUGUGCGCCGCGGGGCUGGUUGGCAACCUGCUGGUCCUCUUCUUCAUCAGGGUCACACAGGAGCGCAGGAAGUCCAGGGUCAACUUCUUUGUGCUCAACUUGGCGGUGACGGACCUGCAGUUCGUCCUCACGCUGCCCUUCUGGGCCGUGGACACCGUCAUGGACUUCAGCUGGCCGUUCGGAGACGCGAUGUGCAAGAUCAUCCUGUCGGUCACCGUCAUGAACAUGUACGCCAGCGUCUUCUUCCUCACCGCCAUGAGCGUGACCCGCUACUGGUCGCUGGCCUCGGCUCUGAAGAACCGAACCGUGCAGAGGUCGUGCUCCGCCAAGUGGGUGUGCGCGGUGAUCUGGACUCUGGCGACCGUGGCCACCGCGCCGACGUCGAUUUUCUCCACGGUCACCAACGUGACGGGAGAGAAACUGUGCCUGCUCAGGUUUCCGGGCGGCCAGUACUGGCUGGCGGUUUACCACAUCCAGAAAAUAGUCGUGGGUUUUGUUCUACCCAUGUCCAUCGUGUCGGUCAGCUACUUCAUGCUGCUGCGCAUCAUCCGCAAGCGCAGCAUGAAGACCAGCAACCCCAAACGGAGAUCCCAGGUGACCAAGUCCAUCACCAUCGUCAUGCUGUCGUUCUUCUUCUGCUGGAUGCCGAACCACGCCAUCACCCUGUGGAGCGUCCUGGUCAAACUGAACUUUGCCAACUGGGACAGUGCGUAUUACAUCGUCCACACGUACGUGUUCCCGCUCACCGUGUGCCUGGCGCACACCAACAGCUGCCUGAACCCGAUCAUUUACUGCCUCAUGAGGAAGGAGUUUCGGGACAAACUGCGGGGUCUGGUCCGCAGGACAUAGUGGUUUUAAAGGCUCAGGGAGCGACUUAAUGACGCGCGUAAUGUGUUCGGCAAACUGUAACCAAGGCGCACCGGAUGCGCAAAUCGGAACCCAUCAGCUUCUGGUCGCUCAUUUUUAUGAUGAGAUUGUUCUGACUCGUUCAGAGCUACAUGAAUGUUUUACGUUAAAUUAUAAAGAAAUUAAUUUGCUACGUUGCUUUCUGAAUAUUUAUGCGUCAAAAAAAUAAUUAAAAAAGUCGUCCACGGGUCGUGCGUAAAAAGGCGUCACAAUCAUCCGUGUAUUAUUGUGCUUUUGAUAUUACUGGGCAGAUAAUGUGUGGUGAGUCGCUUUCCAUUUUCAUGUUUUAACUAUAAGUGCAUUUAUAGAAAGCUGAUGGAGCCGUGCGCAUCAGUAUUCUCCCCCACCAAAAAAAAAAAAAAAAAACCAGCUAAAAUGAUUAUUGUAACUAGGCAGCAAAACCUCGUGUGUGCCAAUAAAGCACAGCAAGUUCGGACUAUUUUAUUUAUUUAUUUUUUUGUCCAAGUGUCUUAAAGAGCGAUGACAAUCACAUAUUUUUGCUUUAGUCAAAGUUUGAUAUGAUAGAAACGGCGAAUAAAAUCUAUGUAAACAGAGCUGAGGGGCUCAGACAUAAGCAGUACGCAGCGGAAAUAGACUUUAAAAUGGGCACCGAUAUUCCCCUCGGUGUGACGCAUCACAGGAAAUUAGUUACAUGCACGCGCUAAACGCGUACAUGCAGUGAAAUGACUGGGUUAGCCAUUGACUGAACUGAAUGUAUAAUGCAACGACUUGACUAGAAAGAGACCAAUUACCAACAGCCUCAUUUUGUGCCACAUUCAGUGCUGCGUUUCUUUCUUUCUUUUCUAUUUUUUUUAUUUAAAAAAUGUCUGGCUUUGUUAAAAACAAGACUUUAGUUACCUUCACUGACUCUCAUCUGAGAUCCUUACCUCAGAGACAUUUUUCUGACUCAUUUGAACUGAAAAAAUAAAAAUUACACAGACAUGAAAAAGCAUUUGAGUACUGAUGUCCGUCCACUUUGGUCGUUACCAAUUCUUUGCAGAUUAGUCUUUUCAAGUGUAAAAGAAAAACAAAAAAGAUCUUUGUAAAUUAAUUUUCCAUCUGAUCUUAACCUGUUAAAGUGACUUCCUUCGAGGCCAUGCAUUCUUUUGGAAAAUGAAAAAGAGUAGUUGGUAAAUGACUUGCCGAGCACACACGCAGACGCAGACACACAUUGGAAGUGAAAUAAUUAACCAGGCACUAAAGUUCAUGUUAAGUUCAUGUUAAUGAAAUAUGGCUGAGGCCUGGGAGUGGAUGACAGUCAUCAGAGGAAGAGCAGCGCAUCCAAAAGUCGUCUUGCACGUUUGUCACAUCACGUCUACAAACUUCAAUAUGGUUUACUGAUGUUUUAUGAUGAUGCAUAAUUUUUAAUUUAAUGUGUUCACAACUGAAGGAAAAGGUAAAGUGUGGCGUUCGUUUGUACUAAACCCCCUCGAAUCAUUUUUCCACUACAUUUCCAAUAAUUUACCACACGAGAAAUUGCUUUGAUCUAAGCCAUUCUUUUUGCAGCACUGGCUGCGUGUUUAGAGUCACAGUUUUUCAGAAAUGUGAAUAUCUGCUGUAGUUGCAU
This is a messenger RNA of Xiphophorus couchianus (Monterrey platyfish), 3440 nucleotides long. Its product is annotated as relaxin-3 receptor 1-like. Gene Ontology annotation, biological process: positive regulation of cytosolic calcium ion concentration; cell chemotaxis; G protein-coupled receptor signaling pathway. Gene Ontology annotation, molecular function: C-C chemokine binding; C-C chemokine receptor activity. Gene Ontology annotation, cellular component: external side of plasma membrane; membrane. NCBI's taxonomy places the organism in Eukaryota, Metazoa, Chordata, Actinopteri, Cyprinodontiformes, Poeciliidae. The coding region runs from base 833 to 1816 and encodes 327 amino acids. The record is from RefSeq and is a predicted model, not a curated record. The transcript has a single exon.